This is a messenger RNA of Drosophila albomicans, 1107 nucleotides long. Its product is annotated as methyltransferase-like protein 22. Lineage: Eukaryota; Metazoa; Arthropoda; Insecta; Diptera; Drosophilidae. The record is from RefSeq and is a predicted model, not a curated record. Gene Ontology annotation, cellular component: nucleus. The coding region runs from base 198 to 1031 and encodes 277 amino acids. Gene Ontology annotation, molecular function: protein methyltransferase activity. Gene Ontology annotation, biological process: protein methylation. The transcript has a single exon.
UUGUUAGCUGAUUUUCAACAAGUCUAGCUUUUUUUGGCUGGUUUCGAAAGCUCAAUCAGCUACAAGUGUCUUUGCUUGUGCAUUGUCAACACUAGCAUUUAGUUGUCAAUGUCGCAGCCUUUAUGUUCUCGAUUUUGGCUAAAUGCCAGCAGAAUUGCCGAAAUUAUUAGUUAGAUGUCUCUGUUCCGGCUGCAUAGAUGUAUACCGUACGAUCUGAAAUCUAUAGUGAGACCAACUACCAGCCCGUGGACAGUGGCGGUGGCAAUCUAGUCUCCCAGUUCCGUUUUCGUUAUCCCGACGAGGAUUCCAAAAGCGAUGUCACCGUUGUGGACAAGGAUGGCGAUCUAGACGUGCAGCGCGUACGCCGUGGAAUCAUCCAACUCGAACAUUCCGGAGCCACAGAAAUCAAGCUGGUCGGACUCCAGGUUUGGCGUGGAGCUCUUCUCCUGGCGGAUUAUCUAUUCGCAAAGCGGCAGGACUUUAACUCCAAGACCAUUAUGGAGCUGGGAGCUGGCGUUGGACUCACCAGCAUUACGGCUGCCAUUCAUGGCCAUGGCCAAGUCUAUUGCACUGAUGUGAAUCUGGGCAAGAUUCUGGAGUUAAUCCAGAGCAAUGUGCUGCGCAAUGCAAAGUUGUUGCGAGGUCAAGUGUCUGUUUUGGAAUAUGACUUUAUGGCGCCCCAAUCUCAACUCAGCGAGCAGCUAAUAGCGGCCAUUGAUGCCAGCGAUGUUAUUAUGGCAGCUGAUGUUGUUUACGAUGACAGUUUGACCGAUGCUUUUGUCCGGGUUAUCGAGCACAUCUUUGAGCGUGGCCAAAAGUCAGGAAAGCCAAAGACCGUCUACAUGGCGAUGGAGAAGCGUUAUGUGUUCACUCUGGAGGAUUGUGAUUCUGUGGCUCCGAUGUACGAGCAUUUCCUCAGGCAGACGGUAAGGAAACCUUGGAUCAUAGAGAACAUACCACUGGACUUUGCACAGUACUUUGAGUACGAACGGUGUCCACAGCUCAUUUUGAUGCGCAUCAGCAGCCGUUGAGUCAAAAGACAGACGAGAGUAGCUCCAGCAGCGAGACUUAUUCGCAAAUCAAAGGAUAAUAGAUAAAUAUGAUUGU